Molecule: messenger RNA, 553 nt
Organism: Rhizophagus irregularis DAOM 181602=DAOM 197198
Lineage: Eukaryota; Fungi; Glomeromycota; Glomeromycetes; Glomerales; Glomeraceae
Source: RefSeq, a predicted model, not a curated record
AAAAAAAAUAAAAUAAAAUAAAAUAAAUAAGAUCUAAAGAAAAAAAAAACAAAAUAACUCAAAAUGCAAUUCAAUCUUGUACUCUUCUUUUUAGCCUUAUUCGCCGUGCUUUCCCUUGGAGCAACUGUAAGAAAAAAUGAAGGAACUUCUGUAAAAAGACGUUCCAAUGAUUAUGGUGACGACGAUGGUUAUGGUCAUAAACUUAGAAGACGUAAUGAUUAUGGUGAUCAUGAUGAUCAUGAUAAUUAUGGUGGUUACGAUAAACGUAAACUUAGAAGACACAAUGAUUAUGGUGAUCAUGAUCAUGAUAAUUAUGGUGGUUAUGAUAAACUUAGAAAACGUAAUGAUUAUGAUGACCACGAUGGUUAUGGCCACAAACAUGGUCACAAACAUGGUCACAAACAUGGUCACGGACGUUAUUAAUUCUUUUCUUAAAAUUCACUCUUACGAAUUGCUUAAAUAGAAAUUACAGUAUUUUUGACUAGUUUUUAUUUUAGCUAUAAAUUUCUAAGGAUUUAGUCUUGAAAUUUUUUUUUUUAUUUUUUUGAAACGA